AGAGAGGAGCCUGGCAGGUAGCAGGUCACACUGCAGGCCAGUCAACUCGAGACGAUCUCGUACCACGCCGCAUCAGCCCCAGGACACAGGACACGUGCGCCCCUCCAAAGCGAAGUCUCGCCCUUCAAGAAAGUCUACCUCAGAAUUCGCCCCUGACGUUCCCACAGGGGAGUAUAGAGUCCGCCCUCCCCGAAUGGCUAUAUAGUCCUCGUUGGGACCACAAAGACUUCCGGUCUACAGCGGAGGCCUGGCUAGCUUUCCUCCCUCUUCGUUGGCCGCUCGUAGCUUCUAGUCUAGGUCUGAGUUAAAACAAAGAGGCGGGUUUGGUGACGAGCUUCCGCCGGGUUGCGUAGCAGCGGUGGGCGGGGCAAGAGACUGUCUCAACAGCUCCGAGUGGUUGGAAGCUUUCUCCCUCUUCUUCCCUUCCCCUUCCCCUCCCAGGAAAGGCUGAGACACCGCACCGGGGCUGUCCCGUGGCCGCUGCGGCCUCAGCUACAGCCCGGCUGGGGUACGGAAAGUCCAGGCCGCUUCCAGGGCGAGUGCUCCUGAUUGUGACAUCACAUCCAUCCCUUUGGUGAUAGAACUUACUCUGGGAAGGAAGACUCAGUUGGAGAAUAGCCAACAAGAUGGGUUACUGGGAGCCUCUCCUGAGUGGCACUGAGUGGAGGCAUCAGGGGGUUGGAGCCUUGUGAACAGGGAACCUGCCCCCCAACACUUGGAAGGCCCUGGGUUUCAGUGAUGAGACAUGGGGUAUGAUGUAACCCGCUUCCAGGGGGAUGUUGAUGAAGAUCUUAUCUGUCCUAUUUGCAGUGGAGUCUUGGAGGAGCCAGUCCAGGCACCUCAUUGCGAGCAUGCUUUCUGCAAUGCCUGUAUCACCCAGUGGUUCUCUCAGCAGCAGACGUGUCCGGUGGACCGUAGCGUAGUGACGGUUGCCCACCUACGCCCAGUACCUCGGAUCAUGCGGAACAUGUUGUCAAAGCUGCAGAUUGCCUGCGACAACGCUGUGUUUGGCUGCAGUGCUGUUGUCCGGCUUGACAACCUAAUGUCUCACCUCAGCGACUGUGAGCACAACCCAAAACGGCCUGUGACCUGUGAACAGGGCUGCGGCCUGGAGAUGCCCAAAGAUGAGCUGCCAAACCACAACUGCAUUAAGCAUCUGCGCUCAGUGGUACAGCAGCAGCAGACACGCAUCGCAGAGCUGGAGAAGACCUCAGCUGAACACAAACACCAGCUGGCAGAGCAGAAGCGAGACAUUCAGCUGCUGAAGGCAUACAUGCGUGCAAUCCGCAGUGUCAACCCCAACCUUCAGAACUUGGAGGAGACUAUUGAAUACAAUGAGAUCCUAGAGUGGGUGAACUCCCUGCAGCCAGCCAGAGUGACCCGCUGGGGAGGGAUGAUCUCCACCCCGGACGCUGUACUCCAGGCUGUGAUCAAGCGCUCCCUGGUGGAGAGUGGCUGUCCUGCCUCCAUUGUCAACGAGCUGAUAGAAAAUGCCCACGAGCGAAGCUGGCCCCAAGGUCUGGCCACACUAGAGACAAGACAGAUGAACCGGCGGUACUAUGAGAACUAUGUGGCCAAGCGCAUCCCCGGCAAGCAGGCUGUUGUGGUGAUGGCCUGUGAGAACCAGCAUAUGGGUGACGACAUGGUGCAGGAGCCGGGGCUGGUCAUGAUAUUUGCACAUGGCGUGGAAGAGAUAUAGAUUUUGGCGGGCUGGCAAAAAGAUGGAAAUCAGAAAAUCUCAUCACUCCAGUAGCUGAGCCCUGAGUCCUCCCCACUGUCCUUAACACUGUGGCUGGUACUUGAGCCACCUCUCCCUGCUCUUCUGGCACUGAAGGGCCCUGGAACACUUUGCUCAGCCUUUCAGGUGGGAAACCCAGGUUCCCUUCUUUUGCCUAAUUUCUUCCCCUCAGAUGUCUGUAAAUUUUCAGUCUGGGGAGGAAAGUCCCCAUCUCUCUAUGUUUUCCUGCCUGGGGUCCCUGGUUCCAGACAUUUUCAGAAAGCACAAAGGUAUUCCUUUUCUCCCCAGAGUAUCGGGGUAGAGCCAGAAACCUUGAAUUGUUCCGCUUCUUCAAAACCAGGGAAUUGAGCAGGCAGGCCUAUUGGCUCUCAGCACUUAGAGGGCUGCUCUGGGGAGCAGACAUCCUGAAGAAGCAGUAAGGAGGAAACCCAAACCCUAGAAAUAACAAGCCAGUAACUAGCCGUGACUCAUCGAUGGCCCUUAGGGGAAGACUGGACCUCUGUGCCAAGCAAUACCUUGUUCGGCCCACCUUAAAGGUGCAGGCUGCCACUGGGUCUGCGUGUGUGCAAGCUGGGAUGCCGAAAAUUCCCAGAUGAACUCUCCUUGCCUACACUUCCUCUUAAUUAGGGAAUGACAGGAAUGGGGGUAGGGGUUAGUCUGUUGGGGUGAAUAUGCUCAGCAAGAAGCAGCACCCUGGCUUUUGCUGAAAUCAGGUAGGCAAGUGCCUCUUGUGGCACAGGCUGACAGUUCCACUGCCCCUCCAGCCCUGAGAUUGUAACCGGUUAUGCUGAUAAUUUCCUUUGGCCAUUGUUUGUUUAUAUUUCACUCACCCCUUCCCACUUUUU
This is a messenger RNA of Phyllostomus discolor (pale spear-nosed bat), 2583 nucleotides long. RefSeq names its product ring finger protein 41 (gene RNF41). Gene Ontology annotation, cellular component: plasma membrane signaling receptor complex. The record is from RefSeq and is a predicted model, not a curated record. The coding region runs from base 746 to 1699 and encodes 317 amino acids. The transcript has 7 exons. Gene Ontology annotation, molecular function: ubiquitin protein ligase activity; zinc ion binding. NCBI's taxonomy places the organism in Eukaryota, Metazoa, Chordata, Mammalia, Chiroptera, Phyllostomidae. Gene Ontology annotation, biological process: regulation of canonical NF-kappaB signal transduction; positive regulation of JNK cascade; tumor necrosis factor-mediated signaling pathway.